Messenger RNA from Glycine soja, 2674 nucleotides. Its product is annotated as acyl-CoA-binding domain-containing protein 4-like. Lineage: Eukaryota; Viridiplantae; Streptophyta; Magnoliopsida; Fabales; Fabaceae. The coding region runs from base 312 to 2438 and encodes 708 amino acids. Gene Ontology annotation, molecular function: protein binding. The transcript has 15 exons. The record is from RefSeq and is a predicted model, not a curated record.
CCAACCAAAUCCUUCUUAUGCGGACCUGACACUGACACUGUGCUAACGUGCGCAUCCUCUCUCUGUCUGUCAUCUUCAGUCCCUUGCAGCUAAUGUUUCUUUCUUUCUUCAUUGAACACACAUAUCCUAAUCCGACGUCGUUUCUCAAACACAGCUGUGCUGUGCAGGGUUACCUUUUCCCUUUCCCCUUUUGCUCUCAUUAUUGGCAACCACUCUUCCAGGCUGGCUGACGUCAUAAUGUGCCUUCCCUUUUAGGGUUUUUACUACUUACUUCUCCAUCUCUCCGGUUUUUUCUUCUUCCUUUCAUCAACAUGUUUGGCUUUUCUCGUCGCCGUAUGAAACUUGGAAGAUUGAAGGUGCAGCUUUCUGAGGCCAAUCCCGGAACCAGAACUCCCGUCAGACCCCCAAAACGGAACGGAACGGAAAUUGGAGAUGCAGCUGGAGGGUCUAGUGGUCAUUCUGAUGAAGUUGAUUGCCAGCCUUCAACUGAGAUAACUAGUUGUGGCAGCUCAGAGAACUGGAUGGUCUUGUCUAUUGCCGGGGAUAAACCCAUUCCUAGAUCCAAUCAUGCAGCAGCAGUCAUUGGGAAUAAGAUGAUAGUCGUGGGCGGCGAAUCCGGGACUGGAUUGUUGGAUGACGUGCAGGUGCUGAAUUUUGAUAGAUUUUCGUGGACCACCGCAUCGUCAAAGCUUUACUUGUCUCCCAGCAGUCUGCCACUGAAAAUUCCAGCGUGCAAGGGCCAUAGUUUGGUAUCCUGGGGGAAAAAAGCACUGCUCAUUGGAGGGAAAACAGACCCAGGAAGUGACAGAAUUUCAGUAUGGGCAUUUGAUACAGAGACAGAGUGCUGGUCACUCAUGGAGGCCAAGGGGGACAUACCGGUUGCUCGCAGUGGUCAUAGUGUUGUUAGAGCGAGCUCUGUUUUAAUAUUGUUUGGUGGUGAGGAUGCAAAAAGGAGGAAAUUGAAUGAUCUACAUAUGUUCGAUCUCAAGUCCUUAACAUGGCUUCCACUUCACUACACGGGAACAGCACCUUCUCCAAGAUUCAACCAUGUAGCUGCUCUUUAUGAUGAUAAAAUUCUUUAUAUAUUUGGAGGAUCAUCAAAAUCCAGGACCUUAAAUGAUUUAUAUUCACUUGACUUUGAAACUAUGGCAUGGUCACGAGUGAAGAUGCGAGGUUUUCAUCCGUCACCUAGAGCUGGUUGUUGUGGUGUCCUUUGUGGUACUAAAUGGUAUAUCACAGGUGGUGGAAGCCGGAAAAAAAGACACGGAGAGACUGUGAUAUUUGAUAUUGUAAAAAAUGAAUGGUCUGUGGCAAUCACUUCGCCUCCAUCUUCUAUCACUACAAACAAGGGUUUCAGCAUGGUACUCGUGCAGCACAAGGAAAAGGAUUUUCUUGUUGCAUUUGGGGGAUCCAAAAAAGAGCCAUCAAAUCAGGUAGAGGUGUUGAUAAUGGAAAAGAAUGAAUCAGCACUAGGGAGACAAUCAGCUCCCAGUAAAUGUUCAGCAUCUGUACUACUUGAAAAACAUUCAUCAUCCACUAGAUUGGCCCCCCAACUUAAUGAUUGUUCUCAACGUUUAGUUGACUCAGUUGCUAGACAAAAUCUAGCUUCUGCAAUUGAACAUGGUUCCGGCAGGAGAUCUCUAUCAGAAUCCCUGGUUGUUGAUCCCAAUUUUCCCCCAACCAACACCUCCCUUCGUAAGCAAUUUGAUCACGAUGAAGAAUACAAUACUGAUCUCAAGAUGGACAAGAACUCAGAUGAAAAUUCUUUCCCUCGGGCAGUAGAUCACAGAACAAACGAAAAUGACCAUGGUAAACAGAUGAAUAGUAGUGGAGCCAAGAACAUUACGGAGGAACAACAGGCACUGUUAUCUGGAAUUCCAAUCCAACAAAACCUAGUAUUUGAAAAUGACAUGCUAGAAAGUGAUAACGUGUCAUUUACUGAAAACAUUAAAUCAGGAUCACUGACUACUUCAAAUGUCUAUCAUUGCUAUGAAAGUAAAUUGGCUUCCCUGAUAAGGAAAAAUGGAAUUCUGGAGGGACAAUUAGCAGCUUCCUUAGCAAGCAAAGAAGCCGCAGAGAAAAGUUUGGCAUCUGUUCUCAAAAGUAGACAGGAAAUGGAGAGGAAAUUGGCGGAAUCACAUAAGGAGAUGGAAUUGAUGAGAGAGAAGCUGACCAGUCUAGAGUUGGCCCAGGAAGAGGCCAACAACCUAUCAAACAUUGUGCACUCUGACAAUGUACGGCUUGAGCAUGAUGUGGCCUUCCUCAAGGCUGUUUUAGAUGAUACACAGAAGGAGUUGCACUCAACAAGAGGAGUUAUUGCAGGAGAAAGAGCAAGAGCAUUCCAACUACAGUAUGAAGUUUUUCAUCUCAAACAGAGAUUGCAAUCAAUGGAAAAUCGAGCAUCUACUACACCGAGAAAACCGUUCCAUGUGCAGUGAGGUGAUGUUUGUUUGAAGUUGCUUAUUCCACUUAAUUCGAUGUGUACAUAUAUUUGAACCAAUGAAUCACCGUUAGUAGUUCUUCUGGAAGGUUCUAAAAGUGAGAGCAACUUGUUUUAGAAUGUCAAGUAAAUUAUUGAUAAGAAAAUUAAUGUUUAAUAUUACGUAUUCAUGCAUUGGAUAUUAUUUUGUUUAUUUUCUUAUCAUUGACUAAAAUUAUUUAUUUUACUUAUUUA